This is a messenger RNA of Chaetomium globosum CBS 148.51, 681 nucleotides long. RefSeq lists its product as uncharacterized. Lineage: Eukaryota; Fungi; Ascomycota; Sordariomycetes; Sordariales; Chaetomiaceae. Gene Ontology annotation, cellular component: cytoplasm. Bases 1 to 681 code for a protein of 226 amino acids. The transcript is spliced from 2 exons. Gene Ontology annotation, molecular function: phosphoribosylglycinamide formyltransferase activity. The record is from RefSeq and is a predicted model, not a curated record. Gene Ontology annotation, biological process: 'de novo' IMP biosynthetic process.
AUGGCAGACCCUUGUCGCAUUCUCGUUAUGGCCAGCGGGAACGGCUCGAACUUCCAGGCCCUCAUCGACGCCGUCACUGCCGGCCGGAUCCCAGAUUCCAAAAUCGUCCGCCUGAUUGUGAACCGUGGGAAAGCCUAUGCGACCACGCGAGCAGACCUUGCCGGCAUCCCAUGGGAGUAUUUCAACCUGAUCUCGCACGGCUUUCAGGCCAAGGCCGAAAAGGACCAACAGAAGAUCCAAGAAUCUAGGGAUAGAUAUGACGCGGCGUUGGCGGAGAAGUUGUUGCAAGGUGACUUUAAGCCAGACCUCGUGGUCCUAGCUGGUUGGAUGUAUGUGUUUGGCAAGCAGUUCCUCGACCCCAUCGAGGCUGCGGGCAUCAAAGUCAUCAACCUCCACCCCGCGCUACCAGGAAAAUACGACGGCGCCGGGGCGAUUGAGCGGGCCUUCAACGACUUCAAGGAGGGCAAGCUCGAGAAUAACAAGACAGGCAUUAUGGUUCACUAUGUCAUUGACAAGGUCGAUCGGGGCGAGCCGAUUCUAGUGAAAGAGAUCGAGUGCCGUGCAGGAGAGGAAUUGCAUCAGCUCGAAGAAAGGAUACACGCACAAGAGCACGAGCUGAUUGUCGAGGCCGCCGCAAAGGUAGCCCGGGAGCUUGUGGCCCAAAAGAACAAGACCCAAUAG